Molecule: messenger RNA, 15579 nt
Organism: Seminavis robusta
Lineage: Eukaryota; Bacillariophyta; Bacillariophyceae; Naviculales; Naviculaceae
Source: the annotation of a GenBank genome assembly
AUGGUGUGGGGGGAAGGCGUUCCUUCUGGCAGAGAGCGCGCUAUCGAGACUUUAAUCGAUCGAGAGCCACAAGGAACCUUCUAUCGUGCCGCUCGGGUUUUGGACGAAGUGGUUCCUCAGGCACUCGUGAAUCGUCCCAAUGUGGUAACCAAAGGAGCUCUGGUAGAACAAGCCAAAGCGCUGGCGGAACAUGAGAUUGUCUUGUCCAACUACGACUCCGUCUUUGGGUUGGAAGGCAAGACGUCCUCCGCCACGGAACCCACUCUUGUCUCCAACACAUCCAAGGAUCGUAUUCUACGACAUCACGCCAAACAGUGCAGUGUCCUACGAAAGAAAUCCAAUCCACAAUCCACCCCUUCGCCUCAGUUUGUAGCGGCGCUGCGACAAGUCUACGGCAAUGCCGCCGAUGAUUCUCCAUCUUUUAACUUUCGAACACUCCUCAAGUCCAUUAUGGACCACAAGGUAUUUGAGGCCGCUUCCACUACUUCCACCUCUGCUACUACUGCGACGCCAGCGGAACCCACGGGCGAACCCAAUGAACAACCAGAGGAAACGUCCCCAAAAGACGCUCCUGUGGCACAAGUAGAAGCACUCAUUGCCAAUCUAGCGAGACUUUCGGAGGACAAGGAUAAUUCACUCAUUCAGGGACUCCUUGUCGUCGCACUCUCGGUAUUGACGCAAGCGGUUCCGGAUCAGGAAGGAGACCACACGACCAAGAAAAACAAGGGGACGAGUCAAAAUGUUAUUCAUAAUAAGAAACCCAACAAGAAGGCCACUACGGAAGAUCCCACGGCGUCGCCGGCUCUGGCCGUUGGAUCCGUUCUCUCCUUGUUAAAGUUGCCGGACAAUAGCACGUUGGUGGAUGGUGGAUUCAAUGUCGAUCCAGAAUUGAUGGAGUAUUUUGCGCAGGCGGCCAUUGCCUAUGAAGGCCGCAUCGAGAUACAGAAAGCUCGAUUGCUUACCAAAUUACAACAAGAAGUAGUGGAAACCAGUCCAUCGGACACGGAUCUGCGCACUGCCGAACCAAUCGUGGCAAUCUUGGAAGGUGAUGCCGCAGGUCAAUUGGAACGCUUGGCGGAAGCCACACUUUCGGGUGCUGCUGCACUGGAACAAAUCAUUUCUUCGGCCACGGGCGAUGAGACGUCGUCGGGUGCCGAAGAAGAAGAAGAGGAAGAAGCCGAUAUUAGUUCCGGCAGCGACAGUGGAAGUGGCAGCGAUUCCGAUGAGGAACCGGGGCUCGUGACCAAUACUGGUGGUGCCGCCGAAGAGCCGGCAACGGGAUCCUCUCCCGCGACUGAUGACGAAGGAGAUGCGCAAGGGGAUGAUGAUGAUGAUGAUUCGUCUUCUUCUGGUGCUGGCGAUUGGGGAAUGAUGGAAGGAGCUAGACCCGGUAGUGAGGUCGAUGUGGACGAAGUCAUUGCCGAUGCAGAAGAAGAGGACGACGACGAAGAAGAAGAAGAGGAGGACAAUGAUGAAGAUGAUGUUUUACAGCAAGCGUUGGCGCUGAGCCUUUCCGAGCAAAACAGAAACGCUGCCGAAGCCAACGCAUCAGGAGAGGAAGCGCAGACUGCUGAUGCUCACACUGGUUCAGGCGAAACACCAGCUGCAUCGGCAGAAGAAAAGUCAACAAACGACAAGGAUACCGACGCGUCGCUGCCACCUCUGCCGCCCAAGCCAUCCUCUUAUCCCUACGCCAGUUCUCUGGGCAAGACACACGAGGUGGACACAGACCAAGCUGGGUCGGCAGAGGAUCAAACUUUGCCCUAUUUUGAUCCUGCGGUUCUCAACAAAUUCGGGUCUCUUCCUACCGCCAAUGUCCUUGUUCACUUGCUCCUGUACACGGCUGGAGUUAUUGAACGAAAUAGAUUUACAGGGACUACAACAAAUGAUAGUGGCAGCGCUAAGGAGGGAAGCUUCUCCUCUGUUUCUGGUGGAAUCGGAGUUUCCUUGUUUCCGCCGAAACACAACAAUGUUGAUAGAAAAGAGGCCAGCAAUGCAGAAGAGAGUGCCAGAGUUCCUGUCACACUUCAACUGCUAGUGGCAUUCUUUCUACAGACAAUCGAGAAAAGAAACGAUGCCAUUGCUGGUCUCCGCAAAGCUAUUGCUCACGCCGAGCGCCAUGCUCAAGGAGAAGACGUCGCCGACGAAAGUGGUGCCGAUGCGGAUGCUGCGGGCGGUAAUAACACACCUCUAUCGUCAGAAGAAGAGGACGACCCUGCCAUUGCUUUGGCCAUGAACUAUGCAGAGGACGAUGUAGCUUCCGAAUCACUGGAAGCGAAGGGAAUGAUAAGGAAGGCUGCCGCGGCUGCACAUGAUGCUGCUGCAAUGCUCAGACUACUGCGGCGGCGCUGUGAAUCGUGGAAACAGAAUGUGAAGCUGUACUCUGUUUCUGCCGUUCUGGCAUUGAAGAGUCUUCGUCUUUUCCUGCAAUCAACGGUGCGUCAGCGAUUGCACGAACGUGAAGUCAAUGGCAAUGCUUCAUCGUUCCUAUCCGAUUGUGGCGAGUUUCUGCCAUCUCUCGUCAGUUCAAAGCUAUCCAUGUCGCUUGCUUCCCUCAUGUCAGUCAGUGGAUACACCGCCUUUUCCACCCUGCUGGGCGACGAUGUAGCUGAGGUUGGUGAAGUAUUCUUGCCUUUGACGUUAUACAAGGAGGCUGUGAGUACAUGGGGCGAAUGCGUUCCUAUGGUGUAUCCUUCGGUCACGGCACAAGUUGAGAUACUGAGGAAUCUGAUUGCUGAAUGUUCGCCUCGAUCGGGCGGGGAACAAGGUCCCCACUUCAAGUCUGCCGAAUCCUUGACUGCGAUGCCGUCGUCAGAGCUCGAACCCCAAGUACACCGACUUCAAUGCCUGUGUAAAAGACUAAGGGUUGCAGACCUUCUCGACAAUCUAAUUCCCAAUCCGGCGUGCUAUGUCCCUGAUGGAAAAUUCUCCGGCGUUGACACUGAUGGUGAAUCUGAGACUGAAGAAUCUAAGAGCAAACGGCAAGGUACGGAUCCAUUCAAAGCGAGCGCCGUUGUUUCCCUCGUAGCGUCUGCAACCAAGGAAGUGUUUGGCGGAAAAGGGGAACUGCAGAGGCUGUUCUUGGCUCUAUGCCACCGAUAUCAUUCCCGUGUUCUUCUCUGGGGCGGCUUGUACGAGUCUUCUGAGAGUGAUGUAGAUGACGUUGCUGGGACCGCUGCGACCCAGGCUUCUGUUUCAUCAGGUGAUAUCGUGCGUAUUGGCGCUGCCCCUUCAAACACCCUACAAUUCGACGCCACAAAAUGCUCGGAUUCCAUCGCCAUUUUGGCAAACCACAGCGAAUCGUCGGGAGGCGCCAAUGGAUCAUCCGUGCACCAGCGUGCGUCGAAAGUCUGGGGCGCCGUACUUUCUACGCACCACUACAAUCCAAAAACUGGAAUCCAUCGAUGGGCCGUUAGACUGGACAAAUGCGAAAGAGGGCACGUGUUCGUUGGCGUCGCCACAGCACAGGCUAGCAUGCGCACUUACGUCGGCGGAGACAAGUACGGUUGGGGUAUGAUCGGAACUCAGGCACUUUGGCACGAUCGUCGAAAGAUCCGCGGUGACUAUGGGGCAACGUUUCGCACGGGCUCGACUAUCAUCGUUACACUCGACACUGAUGCUGGCACUUUGAGUUUUAGCUCGUGGAAAGACAACUCUUCUUCCAGUUCUUUCUCGUUGGAUCCUCUUCUCCAAAAUCAGUCUACGGCUCGCCGUCAAGGCCACAUUGGAGGAACAGUGGAAGAUUGGGGUAUUGCAUUCGAAGGACUUCCACUUGAUUCGCGCCUGUAUCCGGCUGUAGGAUUGUACCAGAGAGAUGACCGCGUCACGCUGCUGACUGUGGAGAGCAACAGCAGAAGCACAGGGCGUGACGGAGGUGUUGACAUUUCUGGCGGCUUGUGCUAUUACCCUCUCCUUGACAAAGUAUCCGAUUCUCGUCGCAAUGCGGCAAUAGCUCAGGUCCGGCAGUUCAACGACGCUUUGUCCUGGGAAGGAGUGCAGUAUGUUAUGGAAAUGCUGCUUUACAUUGAGCAAUGCCUUGAGAAUGGGCGAGAUGAGCUUAUUCUUGCUGCACUCCUACCAAGCCUUUCAGCUGCUUUGUGUCUGGUGCCCAAUUCGAUUCCUAUCCUUUCCGAACGAUUUGCGCUGACGUUGUUGCCGCAUCUUGGCAAGUUUCUGCUGAAGCUUGAUGGGUAUCGCGGUAAACAAAAGAUGGUCCAGAAUUUGUUCAGAACUGGGGUGAGGCCCGGAAAGUGGAUCAUUCGAGCGACAGGAUCGUCCGGCGAGAACAGUGAUUUCGAGGAAUAUGUCGUUGAUUUUACCUCAGCGGUGAAUGAGCAAGGAGCUACAGUUGGAUUUGAAGGUACGGGGGUAGGAACAACAGGGAAGUCGAAAAAUGGAUUGGUAGCCAUCUUUGGUACGACGAAAGGGUCGUCCGUUCAUUUCGUUGAGGAGUGGUCAGAUGGAAGCGACGAAGGAUUCGGGUCAACUGCAACUCCCGAUGAGACUUCGUCUUGUGUGGUGGCAGCUCGAAUUAGCAUGGACGGGACGAAGUUCGAAGGGACGUACCGAAACGUCCAGUUUGGCACUUCAGGGAAGAUUGCAGGGAUCUUGCAAACUGACCACACCGCUUUCUCCAAGAUUCGUCUGAAAGAUGCUCCUGUUUCGUCGAGACAAAACGCCGAAUUGGCAGAUGGAGUCGUGAUGGGAGAGGCAAUCUUGUGUUUGGCAUACAACCACAUGGCAACCAUCAUUGGAGAGGACGCCGCUGGAGAUCAGCAAAGUGGCGCAUCUGUGACUCCCGUUAACCACGAGGGACAACCACUGUCCUCAUUACGUCGGCUGCUCGCUGGUCAGCUCCUCGCUGGUUCGUCUCUUUCUUCCCCAGAUGAAUCACAACUGGUGGCGCUGAGAGAGGAAUAUGCAUGGAAGAGUGAUUACGAUGACCCGCAUGAGUGUCGCAAUCUGCGUUUACUGGAUUCCUCGGGUGUUCAGAAUAUUUUGAGUGAAUGUGCUGGAGGGCUUGCACCUUCCAUAUCGUCAGAAGAGAUAUUCAGCAAAGUUGCCACAUUUGACGAACGUUUAGCUCCCAGAUUUGGAGGCAUGGGCUCGUUGCGGGGACUGUGCCCAGCUGAGUACGAUAAGUGCCGAAGGCAGAUCAUUGGCGCAUUUGUAAAAUCAUGUGGCCUCGUCGAUGAACUUACCGACGAGGCUGAGGGUGCUGCUAGUCUGGAAGCCAUCUGGAAAACAUCGCUCAAGAUUAUGGAGGACGGGCUUCGCGAUUCCAUGUCAAAUCCCACGACAAAUGCGAGCAAGAAGGAAUCCUGUGCAACCCGGUGUGAGCUGUACGGGCAAAUCUCCCAGUUUCUGUGCUCCCUGGAGCUCUGGGAGCGGGUCUCUGUGGGAGACGCCAGUAGAGAAAUAUCUUCUUUCUACAGGAACAUCCAGAACGCUGCAGACCUCCAGCUUCUUCAGAAGGAAAUGGAAGCCUGCUCGCGACGAUCGUUGCUACGUCUGAUAUCAGUGCAAGAGGUUGCCAACCUGUUUGUGAACGUCGACAAGGCCGCGCGUGACCUGGACAGCUUCAUUGCACUCGAGUCCCUCAUAAUCGGAAUGCCACGUCUGCUUGGCAGAAGCCCUGCAGAGUCUGUUGGUCGAAUCCGCAAGCAUGGAUUAGCCAGACCUGAAAGCACCCGUGGUACCGGGCAUGCCCAAGCCAACACAGCCGGUGCCGGCCGAUUGACGCGACUAGCCGUCCGAAACUAUGUGCACAAGCUGUUCCAUCUUCUUGGUCAAAUUGCAACCAGAGCGCUGGCCCACCGUGACGAAGUCAAAUCUGGAGAGGCAAUUAUGUCGGUCGACUCUUUGCUUCUUUCUUUGGUGACGGUUUUCACAAUUACACUAAAAGACGAGGACAUUGAAGAAAUCAUCCGCGGUAGUAAUAUCAUUGGCAUAAUGAAAAAUCUCCUAGAGCAACACCGAGGCUCUAUGGCUCCAGGAAGCCUCUUGCGGGGCGGCGACCAGGUCUCCGUGGUGAAGAAACUUCAGAAUAUUUGCGAACGAGAAGUGUCCAGGUCGGUGUUACGAGCCUGUGUUGCUGCAACGCACACGCUUGUUUUCCAAGCUUCCAGCCGAAAUCAAAACAAGCUGACAGGCACCAAAUGUGCAGAAAUGAUCUCUUCCUGCUGCGAGAUCGUCUUCACUGAAAUGAAGAAUACGAUGGAGACUGCCGAACAGAUGGUUGCCGAGGUUGUUGAAAAGGCAAUCACCAAAAAGACUGAUGCGGACUGGGAGAAGUUUUGCGAGGCCUCCUGCCCGUCCAUAUCUACCACAAACUCGACGAAGAGCGGGAACGCUCAUCAAGUAGGAAGUGCUGGAUUGAUGUACCUGCAGGAGAAUGGAACAACGCACAGUUAUGCUAUCGGAAAUUCCCAGAAGUCGUCGUCUCGCCAGAAGAGCUCGUCGAGUGCAUCUUCUCGGCUCUCAUCUGAUGGUGUCGCCAAGGCCCAAAACGGCUUUGCAUUCCAACUUUUGUCCCAGUGGCUCCACAUCUUGUGUGGAAUCCUGUACUCUCCCACAUCAAAAGCUCUCCUUGCCAACAACUCUGAGUGGAUCUCGUUGCUCCUUUGGGCCGUUGGCAUGUCAGUCAAUGAAACAGAUGGUUGUAUUGACGAAGUAUCAGUACGAAAGCACCGCGAGGGUUUGCUGCCUUCUCGUUUUCGGUCGAGAAUUCUUCGAUUCCUGCUCCCUCUUCUUGAAUCUGCCAAACCCAACGACCAAGUUGUCGUGGGUCUGCUUUAUUUGGCAGGAUUGGGAACCCCCUCGAUGCCCCGCAGCCUCGACGAGGAAGAGAAGUUUGUGGCGCGCGAAGCAGUGACGCUAUUGCGCCAGCUCCAUUCCCCUUCACGGGCGGCAUGGCGAGAAAGUGUCAACCGAGUGAUUUCUGCUGUCCCUACUACUCCAGUUGGAGAAGACAACAAUAUCAUGCUGCGGCUGGGCGUGCUAGCCUUCCUCUCUGGCAACAUGGAGGUUAUUGGAAAGGGUUCCUAUGUGCUGCUCAAGCCCGCUGCUGCCGUGCCGCUUUCGGUGGAUCAGCAGUCAGGUCCGUCCAGUAAAGGACACUCGAGCGGAGUGGGGGGCACCGGAUCGGGGGUCGGCGUUACUCCUCACCAUACCGUGGGGAAUGGCACUGAGGGUGUUGUCGCAGGGCUAUGUAGGCAUGAUGCCUCUGCGGGCCUUGUUAGCAACAUUGACAUGAAGAACGGCAUUUGUGAGGUGGUAUUGCUGACGAGGGAUCCUGUGAGCGCCGACGAGAACGGAGAGAGCUUGCUUCUUUCCAAGCCACGCGGCUCGUCAGGCCCAAGACAUACUCUGACUGUCCGUGCUUUGCGGACGGCCCUUUCGGAUGUUGUUCAUGCACAAGAGGCUCCCCUCCAUCUGGACGAGUCGAUGACCUUUGAAAAGUUGUUUGAUUCGCUUAUCGAGACUGCUCUUUCCAGUUUGUUUGCUGUGAUGAAGCCAUCUGCUAGCUUGAGUGCCGUGGGCGGUGUAAGUGGGUCUACUGAUGACUCGACCGAAACUGGAUUCUCUGCGUACAGGUCGGGCCUGCUGAGCAUCUCUGCUUCGAUAAUGCUGCUACGGUCCGCCAUUGUGGUACUUUCUGACAAGAGAAUUGCCUCGAGUUUCUUACAAGCGAAGGAUUCGAAGAAGAUUCUUUCUCGCAUUCUUCGAUUGGCUUGGCCGGCUGACCUUGAGAAGCAAGAUGUGUCGGACUACGUUGUGAAAGCGCAACGAUCAUUCUUGUCUUCCCUGCCUGUCCAUGAGGCUCGCUACGGACACUUGGUCUCCAUUCUUCGCGAUUUGGCACUCCGUGAUGAUGCGACUGCUGGAAUUUCGGACGAAGAAUGGACCAAGCGUAUCGAAGACCUCCGUCGAAGGCAACUGGCGAUCGGAGACGAAGGAAACAAAGAUCCGCCAGCGGCAACUGGCAGCCCAGAAAAGCAAAACAACGCUGCAACGACCGAGUCAGAGUCUGGAAAACAUGGUGUUACUCAAUCAUCAGAAGGCGCAUCUGGAUCUUCUACAGGCGGAGGAGGCGACGCAGAAGCGGGCAACCGAAACGCAGAUUCUUCAAAUCGAGCUGCGUCGCAGUCAACGAUUAACAGCAACAGCGAAGACGAGGAAGAAAGUGAAGCUGCUGCAACUGCUGCGGCUCAUCUCCGAGAAGCCGCCAUUGCACAAAUGGCUGAGCUGGGCUUGCCCCGUUCAUGGUCAGAACUGGCCCUGAGACGGACAGGUGGAAAUGACAUCGAGGCUGCGGUACACUUUUGCCUUGAGAGAGGCGGUGAGAUGGAGCGGCUUCUGGCAGAAGAGAGGGAAAGGGAGAGACUUAUGCAGAGGCAAGCUGGAGGAGGGCAAUCAUCUCGUCGUCGUGGAUACCGAGGGGAGAGUGGAUCCUCCAAUCACCUUCUUCGGCAGCUGCUCGAGAUGGGUUUCCCAAGCAGGUGGUGUGCAGAAGCAUUGGCGGCAACGGGAAACAACGUUGACGAAGCCCUGACCUGGAUCUUGACUCACGGAGAGAGACUUAGCGAAGAAGACGAGGCCAUGGAAGACGAAGACAACGGAGAGGAUGUCGAUGACGAGGACGAGAGCAUCGAGGAUGAAGAUGACGACGAGGAUGAUGGAGGAGGUUCGGUCUCUGGCGCUGAUGGUGCCAGUGAAGCACCACCAAAGAGCAGCAUCGAAGGAGCCACCAACGCGUCGGAGGGUGGAGCAGACGAGCCCGUUUGGUCAGGUUCUGUAGUACCAUUGCGAUUCAUCUCUGGGCGGUCAAUCAUCGAUUCCAAAACGCUGGCAAUAUCUGGGCUCCCAACUGGUGGAUUCUCUUCUGUUGGUACAAAAGGUAUCCUUCUUUGUUCAGGAAAAUGGUACUAUGAGGCCAUCUUGGAGACGGCUGGGUGCUUGCAAAUCGGCUGGGCAGACGGGAGCUUUGCCGGGCACUGCCAUGCAGACAGAGGCGACGGGACAGGUGAUGGUCCAAGCUCCUGGGCGUUUGAUGGUUGGAGAAGAUACCGUUGGCACUCAACAGCAACAGAAUGGGGCUGCCGAUGGAAGGAAGGAGAUGUUGUCGGCUGUCUAGUAGACAUGGAUGCACGGACCGUGUCGUUCACACUCAACGGAAGAGGCGAGGAAAUCGGCAUGGGUGUGGCCUUCUCGGGAGAAGGUUUCCGUCCGUGUGGCGGUGUGUAUGCCUGUGUGAGUUUCAAUAGGAGAGAAAAGCUUCGUCUGAGGCUCUCAGAACCUUUCAAGUAUCAGCCUCCUGAUGGUUAUCAAGGUGUGGGUGUUGCGGUUCUCCAGGCAGUCAAAGAACGGGAACAACUGGCAUUGAAGGAGCAGAUAUUGGACAGAGCAAACUCUAAUCGCCCUGAACCACCCAAGAGAUUCCUUUGUGACUUUUCGGAUGGAGAACACGGGCAUGAACUCAUGGCUUGGGCUCAUCGAUACUAUGGAUCAGAUGCAUCUGUGCAUCUUGGGUCUGGGCGUUCCAAACAAUCAUCAACUGUACAAAAGUCUUCAACUGUCCCUGCGACGGAUUCGCACGCUGCUGCUUUUGCCAUGCGCAGAAUCGAGAAGGUUUGGAGCGAUGCGAAGGGCUCGGACGGAAAUUCAAAGGGAGUCAUCAAGAGUGAUGUAACCAAAGACGAGGUGGUAUCGAUGCUGAAGCAGGGAUACAUCGAAGCAAGCAAACAACUCGACGGCCAGCUAGUGAACGAGUCCGCUGUUCUUGCGAUUCUGUUUGCUCGCAAGUUGAUUUUGCACUUGACAGUAACCAUGGGCCAAGAUUUUGAUCUCACCUGCUUCCUUGAAGAUGGGGCCGAUUCAAGAAGUAAUGCUCGUCAGUAUUGGGGAACGGUCGAGUCCUGUGCAAGUCUUCGUUGUGCGGGUUGGGUCGGCGAAGCCGGGGCGAUGGCAAUUGCUGCUGAAGCGCUGGGUCUUGGCAUCUCAAGCAACGAUCAUGGCCACUCUCGUCAAACAUCAUCGGAAAGAGCAGGAAUCGCUUCUGCCACGGAUCUCGAUGAAGGCGCAAUGCUACCCGCGGGUGGCAUCACUCAGUUGCUCAGCAGCGUUAUGAAGAGCGACACUGACUCGACAGCGAAAGAAACUGGAAGUCUGUUGGCAGCAUGCGCUGAAGCGGCGAUUGGAAGUGACGGAGGAGGUGGCGUGUUGGUCUUCCUUCAACAAGGAUUACAGAGUGCUGUGCAGAAGUCGCCAGACUUGCGGCAAGUUCUUACAGCUGCCGUCAGACGGUCGGUCAGACUCCUCGCUGUGGUGGAAUAUGAAGGCGAUGAUUCCGACGGUUCUGAUCAAGCCGAGGACGAAGCGGACGCUCCUGCUUCGACUGAAAAGAAGUCAUCUUCCAGCAAAGACGACGACCAUGAUGGCUACGAUAUCUCGGCAUUACCGGACGCGCGGCUGACUUCGUUCUUGACGGGGUUGCUGAUGAGUAAACCGGUUGAAAGGACCGUCAGCCAGGAUGACUUUGGAGGGGUGGUCGAAGAUUUGUUCCAAGCAUGGAGUAUUGGAAUGCUCUCCGCUUCUCUCCCUUGGCGUAUGGUGUGCGCUUUCACUGUGGCUGGAAUACUAAAUAAGAGCCCAAAGGCGCUCUCCUCGGCUGUUUCUUCCUUUCCUACUCUAGCGAGGUUUUAUGGUCGGCUCGAGAGCACCGUGUCCCGACGUGUAUGGGCGGAACGUGCUGCGGUUCCCGUGUGCUCUCGUUAUGUCCAAGCUAUGAUUGAACUAUUGGCUGCCGUCAAGCGAUCGAUUUCUGUACAGAAGAUGCCAUCCGAAUUCAUGAAGUUCUGGGGCAAGAUAUCAGUUGACGCAGCAACGCCACUACCAAUGGCUGUUUAUGGUGAACCAAGGCAAUCUGAGAAUGCCUAUUGGGAAUCUGACGAUGGCUGGGUCUCUAGUGACACCAGUUGGGAAGUUUGGACUGGCACUGUGGAAUACAUGCCUGUUGACUGGGAAACGCCUUCAAGGUCACCGGUAAGGUCUCUAAUGGACGGUGGAGAGGGUCCACCUAUGCUUCGCGAAGGCUGCUACGUCAUGCGAGGGCUCGACUGGUCCAACGAAGGAAGCGGCUCCAAAGACGGGGACGAAGAUGGCAAGAAACUGUACGAAGCUGAAAAGGCAAAGCGCGAGAAGGAAAAGCGUCGAGCCGAAGAGGAGGCCAAGGGCUCAUCAGGCGCCGAUUCGGGCUCUCCCCAAGAAGACAGUCCACAGGGUAAAGGCGACAAGAGCUCAGCUGCGUCCGACCCAACAGUUGAAUCUUCUCAAGACCCCGUGGCAGAACCUUCUACACCAGAGGACAAGCAGAAGGCAGAUCAAGGCGACUCUGCAUCAUCAAAGAAACAGAAGAAGAAGAAGAUACCCAGUCCGAAGCUCCCUGUUGGCACCGUGCUUUCCGUGGAGCCGUGGAAUGGCAUGCCUGGUCUAGGCAGGAAGGUUCGAUGGCACUUGACCGAAAAGGAGGGUAUCUACCGGUAUGGUGGAGAUGGUGGACGUUAUGACAUUAGCCAUGUUGAAAUAAACGAGAAGAGUACUCGGGUGAAGAAAAGGCACCCGCUGCCGGAGAGCUCAGAGCAAUGUGCAGCUCGCCAUGGUUUUGGAGCCAACAAGAAGUACAGCGUCAUUUUGCGGCUGCAACGCUGUAAUAAACCAGUUCAAGAAGGAUCUGACGAAGUUGAGAGAACGGGAGUGCUCGAAUGGCCCGAUUUUGGUGCUGGAGUGCUCGUUCACUGCGUUCUUCUUGCCGAUGGCGCGAUCACUGUCACCGAGAAGCACUUGGUCUACGGGUCAAAAGAUGCUGGCUGGGAGGCUCGUUUCGGUCACCCAUCCUUUGUGCCUGGUUCAAGCUUUGUGCUGAGUCCCACGAAUGCUGCUGCAGUUGCGGCGAAUGAAGUCAGCACCAGGUCACCUUUUUUGUCUUUCUACGAGGAAAUGCUUGGCAGCACCACGCACCAAGUGCAAGCACUGAGGGAUCGAGCCAACGGCGGCAACGUGCACGUGACAAGUGAGAUGCGUCUAUUUAGAGGCCGCCAGAAGAACAGAACAAGUCCAUCCUCGGCGAUUGAGCCCGUUGAAGCUCCUACUCCGCCUCCAAUCCAUUUCGACCGCGAGUACCAUGCAAAUUCCUUGUCGUUGUCACGAGACGGACGGACUGUGUCUUGUGUGUCCUCGGAUGGCCGUGGGGCUGCUUAUGCCUCCGUCGGCUUCACCAAAGGUGUCCAUUACUGGGAAGUAAAGCUCGAACAAGCUGAUAUCGGCAGCGUUUUCAUUGGUGUUGCUGAGAAACCAAACUCAUCGGGCUCAGGCGGCUCCUACGACACCCCUCCACGCUUGAACAGAUGGCCUGGCUGGGGGUUUGUCAACUUUAGAGCCACGUACAGCUCUGGCGCUGAGCGUGUUUAUGGCGCUCAUUGCCAUGCUGGUGACACUGUUGGUGUGUUGCUGGACUGCGAUGCCGGCAGAGUUUCCUUCUUCUUCGACGGCUUAAAGUAUGGCGAACAUAUUCUAAAUGACCUUGGAUGUGCCUUUGAGAACUUGGCACCGUUUGGGUUCAAUGUUGAUGGCUGCGGCAGCGGUGGUGCUGGACAAGGAGCUCCCAGCGGAAUCGAAGGAGGCAGAGGAGGUCGGUACCCAGCACAAGGAUCUGUGAGACCACGUGCCCUUUGGCCAGUGAUUGGACUCAGAAACCAAGGAGACCGAGUGACUAUUUCGCCCAAGUGGACAACGAGCUACGGUGUGGACGGCGUAACCUCAACGAGGAAUGCACUUGCGGUGGAUGAAAUCCUGUUCAAGUAUUCUCAGGCCGCCGCAACCACUCCAAACCAAAGCAAAGAGAAUUUCCUGCCAAAUUGGUUCGUCGAGGAAGCUUUCUGCGAGUACAAACGGUGGUACUCUGACAAAUGGAAACGAUCAGUCACUCGUGGUAGCGGUCCUUAUCGACAAACAAGUUUUGGUCUCGACGUGGAUCUUGAUGCAUCACCUUUGGCGUGUGCAACUUCCAGUGCUGCGCUCGGUUUGAAGCGUGCCCUGCUGGCAGGAGACCGAGUUCGGUUGCUCAGGUCAGCCGGCAGAUUGCUGGAACUUGCAGAAGAGGCAGUCAUUCUGGGUGCAUACCAAGGAAGACUCUUCUACCAGAUUGUGUCACAGAAGAGCGAGGGAGGAAGUCUGACGGAAGGCGGCGGUCGAGCCUGGUUUCUGGAUGAAAGCGAGGUUGUCGACGGUCUACCGUUUAUCGGCCAAGGCCACGCAGGUGACAUCGAUCUUCCACUCAUGGACAGGUUCAGGUGUAACUCUCCUGGUGGUCUCAAGGUCUCUUAUGGCGGAGGUGCUGUCAUCAGAUCUGAUUUGGAAAUUAUUGAUGUCUCCGUGAAUCUUGGCGUUAUCCCAGUCAACACGGUAAUCCCGAAACACGACGUCCUAGAGAGACGGGUCAACUCAUGUGGUGUCACGAGAUACAGGGUACGCGCAAAGGUGGGCGAAGAACUGAAGGAAGGAUGGAUCAGUGCUAGAAUCAGAGGAGGAAGGGAAGAAGCCAUUGUCGAAGCAGCUCCAGUCACGCAGCAAGCAAGCCCAUCAAAGACGGCAAAAGAUGCCGAAAAGCAAUACGCAACAGCGUUGGAGUGCGCACUUGCAUGGAAAGCAGAGUACGACAAGACCUUCAAAGAGCCUCGUUACAAGUCGGAUGGGGCACUUACAGUAAAAGAUUUGAACGUGUUCAAGUCCCGUCUUGAGGCUGGUGUGUUUGAGGGUCUAUCCAUCGUCGAGUCAGACUCUCUCCUUGCAUCUGCUGUCGGCGCAAUCAGCAACUUCAGUGAUAGUGGUGAUGCUGUGGACUGCAGCUACGACGAGAUUCUUUGUGCAGUCAAGUUCGCUUUGGACGUGAAGAAAGGAGUCAAAAGCGACUCUAUUGGGUCGAAUCCAGCAGCAAAUCAGGCUGCGGCAUACGCAUUCAAUUCUGUCGAAGGAGCCAUGCCGUCGCUCGAAGCCAUCAUGGCCCGCAUCGGUCUCGUGCGUGCUUUUAAUCGACGAUCGAGAUUGGCACUUCCUUGGCUCUCGGUGCGCCCUUGUCAGGAAGGAUCAGCCAUAUUCGGUGGUCUGUGCGGUCAUGGUGCAUCCACAGAGCGAUCCGGAAGAAACCGCCUUGUCGAUUCUCAACAGUUGUGGAUACAAAUCCCUUCCAUUGCCAAGAGAAUUCGUUCUCAACGCCACCUCUUCUUUAGUAGCGUCAAGAAGGGAUUGCUUCAGAGCAUAACUGAAGCGACAGCAACGCCCACUCCGCUCUCACACGAUGAAUACGAGCUUCCAAGAGAGAUUAGAACCGUGAGAAUCAAUCGAUUGAGGUCCCGCAUCGCCAUCGCUGGAAGCGACAACAGUGCCAAGCGAAAAUACAGCGUCUUUGCACAGCUGCACAACGAAACCAAGGGAUGGGGAGGCGCAGCUCUUCGCAGAGGAUAUGUUGCGAAAGGCCACGGCGGACAAAGGCGGGCGUUCAAGGUCAAGCUCAUCGGCGAAGGUGUGAAUGACUAUUCUGGGCCAUACCGCGAAGCUUUCACGGAUGCAUUUUCCGAGGUCCUCAAUACUGAUCCAGCUGCCAGCCGAGGUUCUCUUGGAGUGUUGGACCCUACUCCCAACAACAGCGCUGAUCUUGGCGAAAACCGUGAUCUCUACAUGUUUUCUUUGAACGGCCGUGAGCUCACCGGCAUGAAACACUUGACGGGAAGAAAUGCAUCGUCAGAAGAAAACAGAAUCUGGCAGAGCUUCUCCAGCCUCACUGCUCCACGCGAUGAAUUGUCUCGAGAAGUGGAGGAAGCAUUGGUGUUUUUGGGGAGAAUUACAGGUACAUCUUUCAGACAUGGAAUACCAGUGGAUCUUCCCCUUCCAAUUCAAUCUGUAUGGCGCCCCAUUGUCGAAGAAGAAGCCAAAGAGGAUGAUCGGCUACGCGAAGUCGAUGAGCUGGCGUACCGACAAAAGACAGAGGACGACUUCUCCCCGCUGCUUUGGUGGCAACAAAAGAUGCUGAACUCGUUUGUGGAAGGUAUUUCGAAUGUACUGCCCGUCGAGAUCCUGUCGCUUCUCGAUGCAGUGGAACUGCGCGACCUCAUCAGUGGAAAGGCUGAGGUGGAUGUGGACCUGCUUCGCUCUGUGGUUGAGUAUGAGGGUUACGUUGAACACGACAAAGCAAUCCAAUACUUCUGGGAGACUUUGCGCGAGUUGAGCAAUGACGAACGCAAACUCUUCCUGCAGUUUGUUUGGGCAAGGAACCGCCUGCCUUUGAAGAAGAGCGAUUUCGAGGCGCCGUUCAAGAUUCAACGGGACGGCGCAAACUCUGGCGAGAGGGCUGACCAAGCACUGCCGAGUGCUAGCACCUGCUUCUUUUCCUUGGCGCUGCCCGAAUAUAGCAGCAAGGAAAUACUGAAAGAGAAGCUGCUCUUUGCAAUAAACAAUGUCACCACGAUGGAAACUGAUUUCCAGACGAACAGCGCCGAGAUUGCCGAAGGGUACCGAGCGUUUUAG